Molecule: messenger RNA, 2393 nt
Organism: Lytechinus variegatus (green sea urchin)
Lineage: Eukaryota; Metazoa; Echinodermata; Echinoidea; Temnopleuroida; Toxopneustidae
Exons: 1
Coding region: 1162-2196 (344 amino acids)
Source: RefSeq, a predicted model, not a curated record
UACGGAGUGUAGAACAUGACACCAAGCACAACAAAUCAAACCUUCAAAUCCUCACCUUUUCUUCGUUGAAAUCCUGAUGAGGUAUUUAUUUACUGGAAUAAGCUACUCGCAUACUUGCUGUCUUCAUUCAACCCUCUUCGGGUAUCAAUGUCCCGGAAACAAACGCAGAUUUAUCAUUGAAUUCUUUAUUUUGAUGUUGACGAUUUUUUUUCUAGGGCCCUAUUCAAAGGGCAAAGUUAUCUUUUUUUCUGUGGUAAACGAUUUAUUUGUAUUGUUUUUAUUCAACAUGUUUCCAUAAUGAUAAAGUAAAAAUAAGUGCGUUGAAUAUUAUGGGAAUAGAAUGAUCGUAAUUCAACAAAACUCAUUUGAAGUUGUUUGACGUGAAAUACACUGAUAUGAAAUUUUGAUAUGAAUUGUCUAGCUGAAAUGUAAUACGAUUAAACUGACCGGAGUACAGAUCGAUUUGCAAUUAAAUUGCUAUAGCACUGAGAAGCUUAAGUGGAUUUGAUCGUUGUAUUGAAUUGAAAACAGCUAAAGUGACAUGGAAGUUUGAUUUUUUUUUCAAGUUUUGAUUAUUAUAUAUAAAGGAUCCAAAUGCUUUGUUUCGUUUAUUUCAGUCUGAUUCAUCUACUUUUUAUAUCCAAAUCUCCUAUCGAACUUAUAUGAUAGGCUUUAAGUUUCAUAUGAUUUAUAAGCACAAAUGAAAAAAAAAUUCCAGUGACACAAGAAUUAUCACAAAACACUUCAUUAAGUAUUCGAGGCAGACGAAUUUAUAGGCUUCAUAAUUAUAGAUAACUAGGUAAAAUCGUAUAUUUUUUCAAGUAAACGAGUCCAAUACAUGUAUAGGAAUACUGAUCUUGAUAAUUUCGUUUUCCGUAAACAUAUUACGAAGACUGAUGCAUUUAGGUGGCCAUUCAACAAGGUUGAUGCAUUACAAUUAUACAAUUAAUAACAUUAUACAAUAAAUCGGAUAUUUUUAAAGUUAAGUUGUGAAAUGAACUAUUUUUAUUUGCAUUUAAAUUAGUAUUUGAUUUAUGCAUGACGGAGUUCGGUAUUACUGGCCCCAUUGCUCGGAAAGCUUAAGUUUUGAUCAAACUUAAUAAGUGCCUUAUUCUAAUAAUAUUUUUUUUAAUUGACAUCAACUGACAAUUUUGACUAAAUAUGCUUGAAACGCAAGAAAAUCUUACAAAAAUAGCUUUCGUAUUAUUCCACACUAUAUUUGCAUUAUUGUUUAUAAGAUGUGGCGGUACAAUUAUCAGUAGCAUUGAAGGAGAGAGAAUUGAGAUGGAUUUUCCUUAUCCAUGUAACAUAUCAUCCAGAGUAACAUUUCAGUACGGUAACCGAGCCCCUUAUUACAACUCAGCAAAUCCUGGUUCGAUGUCAUUGCCUUCCAAUCAAAAUCUAACUUUCGAUACUGAAAGUGAUAAUAACGAAUGCUCCCUGCAUCUGAUCAUAAAUCCGGUAUCAAGAGACGAUGCAGGCACUUAUAUUCUUACAGCUUACAACGCAAACAAUCAGUAUAUAUAUGAUGAAAGGGUUGGCCUAAGGGUUAGCUAUCCUCCUGGAAAGGCAAAGUGUGAUUCAAGUGAGAUGUAUAUCGAUGGCGAGUGGAUAACAAUACAAUGUUCAGCUCCUGUUGGGAACGUGCCCGGUCACAUAUUGUGCUAUCAAACUGGCAUGAGGCUUCCACCGUUGACCUCACCGGAAGUCAUUAGCGGAAGGUUGCGUCAGGUGAUGUUAGCCAGACUGCCAGAACUUGUGUAUUGCUGUUCGUCCACCACGCAAGAGGUUAAAGGAAGAUGUGACUGUAAGGACACUAGCUGGAAUCCCAUCCGAAGUGAUGAAUCAAAUGUCACUGAUCCCUGCCCUAUCAUAACCUCGACGGCAACCACACCGCUAUCACACACUGCAACUUUCCCAACGACCGAAGGAGACAACACCGUCCGCCCUACAACAACAGCAAGAGCAAAUGACUUCAAAAGUGAUAAGCAUUUUGAUUAUUUUAUAACUUUGUUAGUUUUAAUUGUCAUUUUAUUAGUUCUCACAUGUUGCAUGUUUGCAUAUAUUCUUUAUUCACGAUAUAAAGGCAUGGAUCAUCGAUAUAUUGAUAAUGCAGAAAGGAUGAGUCAUUUGACAGAUAUAGAACAACAUGAACAAGAUACCCCUUUACAAGGUAGUCCAACUGACGAAGAUUAAACCAUAGAGGUAUUAAACAUGUUAAAGUUCACCUAUAUAAGUGACUUCUUUGAAUAACACUUCGAAUGUGUCUAUGAUCAACAGUAUGAGGGGCACGCUACAAGAGUCCUCGACUCGCACCCUCGGGAAACGUGUCUUACAGACUGUACACGGCAGGUUGUAGUAACAAAGACAAAGAAACUAUACAUCAAUAUAGU